This is a messenger RNA of Mus pahari (shrew mouse), 541 nucleotides long. RefSeq names its product interleukin 9 (gene Il9). The record is from RefSeq and is a predicted model, not a curated record. The transcript is spliced from 5 exons. NCBI's taxonomy places the organism in Eukaryota, Metazoa, Chordata, Mammalia, Rodentia, Muridae. Gene Ontology annotation, molecular function: cytokine receptor binding; growth factor activity. Gene Ontology annotation, cellular component: extracellular region. Bases 21 to 455 code for a protein of 144 amino acids. Gene Ontology annotation, biological process: immune response.
AGCUCCAGACUCCCGUCAACAUGUUGGUGACAUACAUCCUUGCCUCUGUUUUGCUCUUCAAUUCUGUGCUGGGCCAGAAAUGCAGCACCACAUGGGGCAUCAGAGACACCAGUUACCUUAUUGAAAAGCUGAAGGAUGAUCCACUGUCAAAAUGCAGCUGCAGCGGCAACGUGACCAGCUGCUUGUGUCUCUCUGUCCCAACUGAUGAUUGUACCACACCGUGCUACCAGGAGGGACUGUCACAGGUGACCAAUGCCACACAGAAAACAAGAUUCUCGCCUAUUUUCUUUCGGGUGAAAAGGAUAGUUGAAGUCCUAAAGAACAGCAAGUGUCCGUUCUUUUCCUGCGAAAGGCCAUGCAACCAGACCGCGGCAGGCAACACACUGUCAUUUCUGAAGAGUCUCCUGGGGACAUUCCAGAAGGCAGAGGUGCAAGUUCAGAAAAGCCUACCAUGAAGACAGAUUCUAUUUAUUCUAUUUAUUGAAUUUACAAAACCUCCCCUCCUUCAUUGUUACAGUGAAGAAAUAAACUAAGCUAUUCU